Symbiodinium sp. CCMP2592 is the source of this 5175-nucleotide messenger RNA. NCBI's taxonomy places the organism in Eukaryota, Dinophyceae, Suessiales, Symbiodiniaceae. The record is from the annotation of a GenBank genome assembly.
AUGCCCCCUGAGCGAACUUGGGCCGGAUCAAAGCGCCCCCACAAAGGUGGAGGCAAGAGUGCGCCAUGCACUCGGAAGCGUCGGAAAACUGAAAGCCCUGACAAGAGCGGCGAAGAGGUGCCUCCGGAAGUGAAGGCAAUGCUGAAAGCCGUUCAUCAGUUCGGACUCGUAGGCGGCGAGGACUACGACUCCAAGGAGGAGCGUUUACAACAGCUCUUGGAUCGCCUGCCAGCGGAUUCCGGUCCGGCGAUCGUGUUUGCAAACACGGCUUCCCAAGCGCAGGCUGCAUCCGUGGUUGAUCGGAGUCGACGGCAGGCCUUGGCGGCUGCAGCGCGCAGCCGAGCAGGGUGCCGAAAGGCUAUGGAAGCCGCAGUGUCCACAGACGCAGCAGGAGAUGCCCCGCUGAGCGAGAAGCUUGACCCGGAGAUGAGCAGUUGGAUGCACGACUGGGCCUGUGGGCGCUGUACCCUGAUCAACGGCUGGCUCUCCGAGGAGUGCGCUGCCUGUGGGGCCAGGAGGGGAGCGUUUCCCAAAGUUGCGGUUGUCGCGACCGACGACAAGGCAAACAGCCGAACGUUGCCACGGACACCAGGAAGUUGCCAGAUCCUGAUUAACUACGACGUCGCGCGCAGUGCGACCGACUAUUUGCGCCGCUUGGGAGCUUUGGAGCCGCAAGAAGCGAACAAUCCGCGGUUUCCACAUGUCGUUUACACCUUCGUGGAAGACGAGCAGCUACACGGGCGUGCAGCCCAGGAGAUCGUGGCACUGCUGAAGACAGCGCGAGGGUUUGCCGAGCCCUCGAAGAAAGCUGAGAUAGACUCGGCGCUCGGGUUGAUUGACUACAGUGAAGAGGAUGAGGACUGGGAGGAGGAAGAUGACGAAGACUGGGAUGACGAGGAUUGGGAGGAAUGCGAUUGUGCACAUUGCCGCGGAAGCAUCGUGGGAAGCACGUCGUACCAUCCCCUUCUGCCUGUGCCAGGGAUCGAGCACCAGGCGAUGUCUGGCAUCGAGGUGGUCCGACUCCCGCUCAAGGCCCUGGAAGACUUCGACAAGGCUGUGCCCUUCAUUGCUCCAAGGGUGACCGGCCACUCUUGUACCUUAAUUUGCCUGCACUGCCUCAACGUCCACACUCCAUGGGACGGAUGGGAGCAAUUCUUCGCGCCAUCUCAGCUGACAGGCACCAUGCGCGUGGUGCUCGUGUUGGCAGACGGCGUGUCGUGGCACGACUACCCAGACUGUGCACUUCUCGGCGGAGGGGGUUCCGCUUGGAUUGAUAUCCUCGAUAUGGACUCCAUGGACCGCUCUGACAUGCUGCUGGAAAGGCUGGUUGACCAUGAGGCAACGAAUCUUUUCGAGACGACAAGGGAUGUCUUGGUUUGCGAAAUCCCUUCAAGUCUCCGUACUCGCUCCUACGAAGGCCUGACUGCAGGCCACGAGCCUGGAAUGACACGUGCCAAGUGGUCCAAGGCUCAGGGAUCCACACAUACGCAGCCAGGAUGGCUACAGUACUUGGCGAGGGGCUUUGAAGGAAACUUCUACGGUCCGUCAGAUGCCGUGCCGACAAUGCAGCUCAUCCGCCUUCUUCCGGUUCUGGUCCCCUUAGUCCAGGCAGCGACUCUUGCUUCUCAGAUGAAACUCAUCGAGGAGAAGAUGACCAGGCGAAUGAAGCUCACGAAUCCAGAGUCCGCAACCUUGAAGAACAUCGAGUCUUCCAUCCUGGGUAUGGCGCAGACGAGAAUCUCCAAGGAGGAUCAUAAGGCAGAGGCCUCCAAUCUGACGGUAUUCUUGAACGAGAUUUCCGACUUGCUCGAGAAGACCAUGAAGGCAAACAUCUUGCUCCGCAAGAAUCAGACUCAGGAAGACUUGGACGAGGCGUGGGCAAACCUCAGCACCUGCCUUCACCCCAACGAUACAGACUACGAUGCAGGUUUGAAGACGUUGUCCUCACAGCAUUCGCAUUGCCGACUAGAGGAGGAUUCCAUCUGGGCGGACUAUGACACCGCUUGCAUUGUGGCACGACAGCUCUGGGAGAACGAGAAGAAGGCCAUUUGCGAUGCUUAUGAGGCGGCACGGGUAUUUCCCAGUCCCGCCAAGACCUGUGAGAUGUCGGAGGGCACUGCCACCCCGACCAUUGGCAACUACCUUUUAGAAAUGGAGAAGUUUUAUACCGACACAUACAACGCCUUAUUGGACAAGAAGUUGAAGUGUGACAAUGCCACUGCCACACCCUUCAAGAACGAGGACCUUUGCCAUGAGAAGAUCUGCAGCUACUAUGACAAGAAGAUCGCCUGUGACACGAAACAGGCAUCGUUUGAGGACAAGGCCUGCGGCCUGCACAAGAACUACACCUGUCUCAAGUAUACGGAAUGCUACGACGAGAAGGUGCAGCUCUACGGGUCCGUCGUUGCUCUGGCGGAGGAGGGCGAAGCCACCUCCAAGGUCGAAUGGCGGGCCGUCCUUCGGAUCGAGUGCCUGAUAUCGGCACUCCUGCUAGAGGACGGCGAACUGGCGCCUGCCAUCGAUGCUUGUAAGGCAAAGACGUACAGCACCCUGCCUGUUGAAUUAGCCUACCACGGGGCGGCACCAGCAGCCCGAGUGUGUCAAGAGGGUGGGGAUGAUGAUGUUUCCAAUGUUCCCUCGGUAAGCAAUGCGAGGACAAGCACCAGCCACGAGCGGCGGUCGCAUCUCAUGGGCUUGCUAUGCUGCUGGGAAGCUGGCAGCGUGCGACCCGCCAGGGUGGAGGAGCCGUUCGAUGAGGGCAGCGUCGUGCCAAACAUCUCAGCCACUUCGGUUUCGAAAUCAGGUGUCACUACAAGAAACGCCAGUCAAGUCGGCACUCAACCUGCCAACAGGUCUCAAACGUUCUGUGAUCUUGUUCACUACGCAAUUCCGGAGCUGAACAACGUCUCCCUGGUGCCAGACACCGUCGGCGAGGCUUGUGACCUCCUGGGCUUGGAGGCCGCGCAAUGCAGAACCACGCACAGCCUUUGGAGCUGCAUCCCGGAGGAGGGUGCCUGCAAGUGCAAGUGGCGUCCGUUUUGCCACGGUGUGGACGUCGUUCUCAAGGCGGCAGCCGAUCAGCUUGCUUGCCGGCCGAAUCUUGGAUAUGGGACAUGCCAGUGUUGGGCGUUCGGCGAGUGUCCUUCGCAAUCUGGCAGUUGGAAAUGCUCUCGGUCAGUACAGGCCGCGUACACUGCGCAAGAUGAGUGGCAGCUACAUGAGGCCGACUUUCUUAGCUUGAGCUUGGACGGUGGUCGCCUCUCCCGUCGCGAUGCUAGUCAGAAAGAUGCGCGCUCGCUGAAGCUGGAGGAGGACCUUCUCCGUGCUGGCUCCUGCCACUGCAAGCAGGAAACUGUGCAGAUAUCCCUGCCGUUGAGCCCACUGGAAGAGGAAGCGCUGAUGAAGGAUGGACUCCGGCCUUUGUCUUUCCCGCUGCAAAAUGCCACGGCUGCUGGGAUACCCAUCGAAAACAAGAAGUCCGACAAGGAUGACUCCGGGAAGACCAGGCUUGCUCUGACCAUCAACCCGAAGAAGGACCUGAAGGCGCCGUCGAAUCAGCCUACCGACAAGCCGUCAAGGACAAGCUCUGUUGCAUUCGGUUUGGCUAUGCUUGCUGGACCUCCUGUGCAUGGCGGCGAAGUCACGGGAGACAUUCCUGAGCAUUGCGUCAUCACGGACGGAGUUGUCACCUUCAGCAAGCUUCACGUUGCGGUCUUGCUCCUCAUGAUGCUUCCUGUGGCUCUCGUCCUUCUGCUCAUCGUUUGCUGCAACUCGGGGAAUGCGUCGCCCUUGGCAUACGAUCCUGGAGCCAGGCGCUCGUCCUUCGGCGUACCCCGAACGAUGCCGCCGUUGUCGUUGACUCUUCUUCUUGUUUUGCUCAUGGUCCUCAUGAAGAUCAAUGUGACAUCUGUAUUGACCACUGCCCACAUCAUUAUCGACGGCCUGAAGGGCCAGGGUGCGUUUCCGACGGCAUCGAAGUUUGAAUGGGGAAGUUUCCAGAUUCCUUCGGAAGGCUUGGCCUCUGGCGUCCUGCUGGCCUCCGAACCCUUCGGGGGAAUUUUCGGUGUUCUUGUUGUGGGCGCGUACAUGCUGAGGAAGCCGAAAGAGACUGUCCUGGCAUCCUGUGCGAUAGUAUUGAUUUGCAGCAUCGGCUUUCUCCUUGCCCUUCGCAUAUCAAGUCUGCCAUUGAUGAUACUCUUGAGAUUUCUCAGUGGGCUGGCAGAAGGAUCCUUAUACCUGGGCCAUGUAUACUUGGCGCGAUUGAGUGCAACGGAUGCUCGCACAAAGAUCUUCGGCUACUGGGAGCUCGGCACAGCUGCCGGCCUUGUGAGCGGCCCCGCUUUGGCUUCGUUUCUCGCAACAGGUCCGUGGGCGCAGGUUCUGCCGGGGCCAGGGGAGGCGAUGGCCGUGUGCAUUGCCAUGCUCGCGUGCUGUUUGAUGGUAGCCAUCCUCCUCUUCUUCCCCAGCACAUCGGAGUUGUGCGAGGAUGGUGCUGUAGGUGCACGACCACUUUCGGGUGCUGCCCUAACGGACAGAGCUUGGACGGUGCAGCUGACACUGUCCGGCAGCACGAUCGUGCGGCUGCUGCUUCGGCUCGCGUGGGAAGCGGCCGCGGCGAUUGUUUUGGCAACGCACUUCUGCCUUGGACAUAAGAUGUCCGGCUACGGCAUUACUGUCACCUUUGUCCUUUAUAUGGCGGCGCAGAGCAUCUUCGUCAUGUACUGCGAGAAUUUUAGCGAUCACACGUUGAUCCGUUCCUGUGAGUUUCUCGAGAUGAUUGGCCUAGUCCUGAUGUUUCGAGUGCCUUCGGACGUGGAGACCACCCUGAUGGAGGACGUAAUUGGAGCCAGCGCUUUCAUCCGUCUUGCGCAGUUUCUGUUCGGCUCGGCGCUGUUCUAUACUGGUAACUGCUUGACUUCUGCUCCUUUGAGCUCAUGGGCGACGAAAUUUGGCCCCGGGAGCGAAUCGGUGAUGUUCUUUGCACACCUGGCCAUCCAGUGUGGCGUGUUCGCCGGCGGCCUGCUCUCGCGAGUCUUUACAAGCAUGGACCCUCAUCAGAACAUGAUCGUCGCGAUGCUGCUACCGGUAGUCUGCCUGCAGAUCAUGCUCUCCGAGCUUGGCAUCGGAAUAACAUCAGUAUUGGACAAUCGCUCCAGCUGCGAAGAACAGGAGUGA